AUGUCGUUGCCAGAUUCCUUCCCAGUGGUAGAUUCUGUGCUUGAUCUCCAGCAACCACAGUACAAAUUAAAUCGAGAUGCCUGGACACAGGUCAUGGACGAGUUCGCUGUAAACCUCAAAAGCACGACAUCACAAGGAAGUACGCAAUCCAUCAACAGACAUGAAGACAGGGGACAACUGCUGGCGCGAGACAGGAUAGCAUUGCUGCUAGAUCCGGGAUCCUCGUUUUUGGAACUUGGUUCGUUCGCCGGGUUUGGUUUGGAAGAUUCAAGCCCAUGCGCCAGCCUUCUCGCAGGGAUUGGCAGCAUCAACGGCAGGAUCUGUCUCAUCCUCUCACACAUCGCGACUCAGAGUGGCGGUGCUUGGAACGAAUUGACCGUGCUCAAGCAGAAUCGAGUGACGGAGAUCGCCAACGAGAACGACCUACCAUUAAUUGCCCUUGUGCAGUCGGCGGGAGUGUUUUUGCCACAACAGUUCCGUGUCUUUCACAAAGGCGGCCAAAUUUUCCGGGAUCUCGCGGUACGCACCCAGAACGGACAGUCAUCAUGCGCCGUGGUUUUUGGAUCCUCAACCGCAGGAGGAGCGUAUCAUCCUGCACUUUCUGACUACACGAUCUUCGUAGAGAAUCAGGCUCAGGUUUUCCUGGCCGGUCCUCCUCUCGUCAAGAUGGCCACAGGAGAGGCCAUCGGCGCUGAGGAGCUCGGUGGCGCUCGAGUACACGGCAGCAUUACUGGCUUAGCUGACCAUGUGGCUGUUGAUGAGUUCGAUGCAAUUCGGAAAACUCGCGAAUGGGUCGCAUUGCUAAGACCACCACGUAGUCGGAUAACGCAGGCGUUGCAUCCGGUGUUGGCUCCGCGAUAUCCGAUCGAGGACAUAUUUGCCUUGGUCAAUCCAGAUAUCCGGAAACCGUUUGACAUGAAGGAAGUCGUCUUGAGAUUGGUCGACGACUCGCGGCUAGCGAUCUUCAAGCCAGAGUUUGGACGUAGCUUGCUCACGGGCUGGGCUCGGAUUAUGGGGAUGCCUCUUGGAAUCGUGGCGAACCAGACGCCCAUCAUCAAUCCUGACGAGGCCAUGAAAGGCGCACAGUUUGUUCGUAUGUGCAACCAGGAGAAUACGCCAAUCUUGUUCCUUCACAAUGUGACGGGAUUCAUGGUCGGAUCCAAAGUUGAGCACGCCAGCAUCAUCAAGAAGGGAGCCCAGUUCGUGUCAGCCGUCAGCUGUUCCAAAGUACCGCACAUUUCGAUCAUCCUCGGAGCUUCUUAUGGUGCUGGAAACUACGCCAUGUGUGGACGAACGUAUAAACCACGCUUCAUGUUCACCUGGCCGAUUGGACGGUGCAGUGUGAUGGGGGCUGAGCAGCUUUCCGGCGUCAUGGAACAGGUCGAGGCCAACAGCGCAAAGAGUAAAGGAAUAGAUCUGAAUCCCGAGCAGGUGCGAGAGCGAACUCGGCGACAUCGAGAUGAGGUGGAACGAGACUCUAGUUGUUAUAGGACGAGUGCCGUCCUCAUAGAUGACGGUAUCAUCGAUCCUCGGGACACCCGCGAUGUGCUGGGAAUGUGUCUUGAGAUUGUGCAAACACCAGGCGUGGAGGGCACGGCCGGACACAGAGCUUUGGCAAGGAUAUGA
Molecule: messenger RNA, 1626 nt
Organism: Exophiala xenobiotica
Lineage: Eukaryota; Fungi; Ascomycota; Eurotiomycetes; Chaetothyriales; Herpotrichiellaceae
Exons: 2
Coding region: 1-1626 (541 amino acids)
Molecular function (GO): ligase activity
Source: RefSeq, a predicted model, not a curated record